This is a messenger RNA of Paramuricea clavata, 6164 nucleotides long. The record is from the annotation of a GenBank genome assembly. NCBI's taxonomy places the organism in Eukaryota, Metazoa, Cnidaria, Anthozoa, Malacalcyonacea, Plexauridae.
AUGUUGCAAGAUGUUCUAACUCAAAAGCAAGUGGUAUGUGAGUUUGUUACUAUAUCCAUUUCUCAAAAUCUGGAAGUUGUAGUCUAUAAACAGCAAUUGUAUAUGAAAAAGUGAAAAAGAAAGUUUUAAAUUCCUUGAAAACGGUUUUUAUUAUCUUUGACAUAAUCACUUACCAAAUUGUCAUAAUUAUCAUUACAGUUACUGUUUCAAUAACCGAAAUUAAAUUUUACUGUAUUUGAAUAUCGUAUUUCAGGAGCUGUUUCAAUCACCUUCUGUUGUGCGACUUUUGAAAAGAUAUCAGAAUAAAAAGCUUCUUGCCCGAAAUAGCCACGCAAGUACGGAUACAUAUUCUAGUGAAUCAAACCAAUCACAACAGAAUGCUGCUUCAGAACAGAAACUACAUACAGAAAGGGAAGGUAAAUAUUUAAUGUAUUCAAUGGUCAGUAAUGUACAAGUUUUUAAAUUUUUUUUAAGUUUAGAUAUAUGUAAUGAGAACCAUAUUAGUGUCAUAGCAAUAGUUUUAUGCAACAACAGUCCCUAUUAAUGUGUAGAAUAGAAAAACGUAAUAUAGUGUGAAGUAAGAUUAUAUAAGAACCACUUCAACCUGAAGUUAAAAUUCACUCACGGUUCUUUUAUGCUGGGCUACCCUAGUCAAUAUGUCAAACCGUUUGGGAAAUAAACAUUACUGUAAGCUGAUUAUAGCUAUAAUAUGUAGCUAUAAUUAGCUUACAGUCAGAGGUGUAGCCAGGAUUUUUGGUCAGGGGGGGGCAGCAAAAACCCAGGUGGGGCCAAAAAAAUUUCCGGACGACAACAUUUUAAAUCUCUCCGACCCCCCCCCCCCCCGUCGACACCUUUUUUGGUAAAAAAAAAUCAGUUCCGGACAUCACAUUGCUUUCGUAGCACUUUUCCCGAUUUCCAUAUCACUUUUCCGAUGCUUCACCACAAAGAUUCCGACAACAUUGACAAUUUUCCGACGGGUCUCAACUUGAAGCUAUAUAAUCAAGGAUUCCCUUUUUUUAUUGCUGCGUAGCGAGCGAGCCUGAAGCGAGAGAGCGAAGCAGCAUUCUAAUAUGUGCAGAGAGGGGGUUUUAAAGUAAAUUUUAUUUAGCGCAUUGGAUUGUGGUCGUGUGCGCUUGCUAUGGCAGAACACAAAAUAACAUACGACAUACAAUAUUUGAGGAGUAUUUGAAGGAUAUCGUCUAUUAGUAUUUUUGCACAAGUGAACAUAACAAAUCCUACAAGGUGAUUGGUCAAAUUUGACGUAUUAAUCUGUUAUAUUCACCUACAGGUGAAUAUUAACAAAAUCGAAAUUUUCAAAAUGGCGGCUAGCCGUUUUGUUGAAGUUAGUGAUAAAGAAAUAAGCAAAAUUAAAAUGAAUUCAGACAAGAAAAACAAAAAAACUUGUGCAAAAAUGCUAAAACAAUUAUUCGCCUCAGGCUCGGUGAUUAUCGGGGAAUAUUCACACCUCGACUUCGUCUCGGCGAAUAUUCCCCAAUAAUCACCUCACCUCGUUAAUUGUUUUGCUGGCUUCGACUUGUAAAUUAUUUUGUCUCAGGCACCCAGUCAGCGUAAGAUUUCGUAAAGUUUUAAGCCCUGUAAAUGCCAUAAUUUAGUGUAUAAAAUAACGUGACUGCACUUCGUGCGUUGUUCACUCAAUGGACAUUGACCACUGUAGGUUCUAUAUUUUAAUUUAUUAUAAGGUUUUGGUUUCUUAGUUUAAUACUGUGUAUACAAUGUGGUAUAAAAUGUGCCUAGCAGUAUUAGACUUAAUAAUAUGAAAUCAGAUAGCAAAAACUUGUGUUAUAUAAUUUACCUGUAUGUCUUAAGAAUGCUUUGUCGUUUGUAUUUCACUACUAAGAGCAGCACACGUAUUAAAUUCAACAAAUUCCAUUUGAUCUUGAAAAUAUUAUAUAUUCUUGCUUAUGAUUUAGUGAAUAUUAAUUACUUUCAUAAACAUUAACACGCCUAUCUGUAAUCUGUAAUCUGUGAUUGCUCCUGAACCCGUGCAUGGUCUUGGCAACAAACGCAUUGCUUUUUCUCAGACACUCGUGGCAUGAAUCGAUUCCGUACUCCUUAAGCUCCGACCACAGUGCUCACAAGUCGCCAGCUCGUUGUGAGUAAUAACUGCAUGCUUUAUGUAGUUCGUACUAUUUUUAGUUCUAUUUGCUCUUGAUGCCCGCAGCAAUCCCUACCUUGCAGGUACCCUUACUAGUACAAUAUAUUUUAUCAGAGGGGCCCCAAAAUUUUGCCAGGGGGGGGGGAAUUUUGCCAGGGGGGCCGGCCCCAGCCCUGGCUACGCCUCUGUGUCUUGUCUAGUUGUUUCAUAUACGCAAAGGCCGUCAGGUUUUAAAGCAAUUGUAAAAUCAAUAUUUAAAACAAACUUACCUUCGUUAACAUUGACUCCCUUUGUUUUAGCUGAUUCUUUUGCCCUUUCUUUCUGUGAAAGCUUUUGAAAUUUACAAAAUCUUGCAAAAAUGAAAUAUAUUUGCAAGAAAUUUAUCAAUCAUCAAAUCAAGAAAUGUUUGCUAUUUUGCUGUCGUCAUGCAGUCAUUAUAAUGCAAACUUUAAAUUGGACCAAUCAGUGUCUGCUAUUCAUGACAGUCCACCAUAUUUUUGAGAUCAGCUAGGAUGACCACCCACCCAACACCCCAACAUCGUUGGUUACCCACGCCCGUGAUCAUUGAUGAACUUUAGACUUCGAUAAUGCUUUUGUUUCCCCAGGUGUAAAUAGCCGGGGGGGGGUUAGUACCCUCACACGGCGCUUUGCGCCGUCAGCUCAGGGACAAUCAUCAAGCUCUACUGCUCCAGGGUGUAAGUUUUAAAAUUCGAUAUUUUAUAUUAUAUAAAUUUAAUAUAUAUUAUAAAGUGGUUUACAAAUUGUUGGUAUUCAGUAUAUGAUAGGUAUUAUUUUAUAAAAUCAACCAUUCUGCAAUUGCAAAAUAAUGAAUUAAUUUGUUUUUUAAUAUUAAAAUAUUAUAAACACAUGGCAAAAAAAAAAGAAGUUGUCUAGAUCAGAUAUAUAUUAAAUAUGAUUGAAUUCUCAAAUGGAAAGUUCAAAGUCAUGGUUCAUACUUCACAUGUUUGCAUUCCUGUUAAUUUGCAGUACCCAAAGUGAUCAAACACCUACUGAUUCCAAAUCCAAUUGGAGACAACGCCAAGUUUUUUAACAUUGUUCUAACACAGCUUUACCAUGAAAUCUACACUGCAGAUACUCCUUUCCAAUUUAAAGAAUAUGUCUCGGGACAGCGGAUUCAUCGAUGGAGACAGGUUUCAAAGAGAAAAGAACAUGAAAAAAAUUCAAUGAUCUGAACUCUACUGAUUCGCAGAAUGGCAAUAGCACGAAUGUUAACAAAUAUUUGAAGGACAGUGUCACUGGAAACUUUACAAGUUAUGAUGUGUCAAGGGCAGAAAAUACAAAGGAUCUUCUGUCAAGAUUUAAAAAAAACACUUUGUGAUCACAAAGAUCUUCUGGCCCUCAGGGUACAGUUGUUUGAUGCAAAUUCUAUUCUAAAGAAGGUAUGGAAGGCAAAUGAGUUGAAAUUUUAUGACUUAGAAAUUUCAGUCUAUGCCAACAUGAUUAAUGUUGUGUCAGAGAAGCAUGACAAAGUGGAAGCUACUUCAAUACUGUUAAGGCGAACAAGGGGGAAUUUCGUUCUCGACCAAUCAGCUGCUUUUGUUUACAUUUUUGCCCUAAGCCAAUCAUAAUGCGUAAAACGCGUCAUCACAUGAAAUUUGUAAACAAACAUAUGGGGUCACUUCAGAGCUUUGUGCUGCAAGCGGGUUUUUUUUGUUUUUUUUGCCAUGAAAUUGAUAUAUGUUGUUCUUAAAAGAAUUCUCCUGAACUUCCUUGUGGGGAUUUUUGAUUAAUUGCAUGAUUGUGAAGAUGUGGGUCUUCAAACAUUGCCUUGCGCAAGUUUAAAUACCACCCCUCGAAUUUGUAGGUUCCGAACAGAUUACCGUUUUUAAAAGCCUUUCAAAUCGAGAUUUGAGAGGUUUUAUUUUUUAAAAGAUACUUUUAUCUUCAUAUUUUCACAUUAUCUUAUUAAUUAAUAUCCUGUGUAACAAGUAAACAGGACACUUCCGGGCCGGGACAAGGUUGACAUGUCCAUUUCUUGCUAAACAGUGUGGGUUAAAAUUUUGUUGGUAUAAAUGGGCAAAAGAAACUCAUCAAAUAUUUGGACUAUGGACCUUCACAAACGUAUGCCAAGUAUUUAUUUGAUUGAUUAGCUCAAUAACUGUUUUUUGGCUUGUUUUUCGUCGAUUUCGACAUUUGGUCAACCUCAUUGUGUUGCAGCCUGUGGACAUGAAUAUUUUCGUUGUCUGACAAUAACACUUGUCAGAAUAACAUUGUUUUUAAUCCUUUGAAUGACAACAUAUUCAUAUGUCUCAGAGUCCUAAACUUAAGGAAGAUAGAUGACUUUGGGACAGAAUGAUUGUGUUCAAUGUUGCUGUUCAGGUAUCAAAAUUUAUGGACAUAUGAAUUUCGUUAUAUUGUUUUUACUUCAUCUGGCUCACUAAUCACAAUUGGGCCCUGUUCACAUUACCUGGCAAGGCGGGAGACCACAUUUGACAUUUGGUUAUGUAUGGAAGCCAAGAAAUUCACCAUAAACAGUAGGCACUCUAUCCCAAACAGGCAACAUGAAUGAGGCUACAAGCAAUAGCAUGUGUUCUGGACGCCUAGAUCAUAUAAACAAGUCCCCAAUAGAUCCCAAGACUAUAAUUUUGUCUUUUGGGCUUACUGUAAUUAAUUGAAAAUAAAUUUCACAAAUAAAGCAUUACAAAUUCUAUUUUUGUUGUUUACAUAUGCUGGUCAUACAUUUCCAGUUUGAAUCACAUGAUGUGUUCUAUCGUCUCUUAGCCAAUCAGCAUAACAUCCAGAUUCUCGAUGUUAAACAUGGCUGUAGAGGCAAAUUGUGUCAGGCCCCCUUCCGAAUACCGAGGGGCUGAUACUCCCAUUGCUAUGCUAUGUCCAUAAACUUUGAUAUCCAAACAAAAUUUUGAUAUGUGUUCCAAAGUCAUCCAACUUCCUUAAGUUUAGGACUCUGAGACCAAUGAAUAUGUUGUAAUUCAAGGAUUAAAAACAAUGAAGACAAGUGUUAUUAUCAGAGAAAUAAAAAUAAUUCAUGUCCACAGGCUGCAACACAAUGUUGACACAUUAUCCUGAGGUUGACCAAAUGUCGAAAUUGACGAAAAACGAGCGAAAAAACAGUUAUUGAGCUGAUCAAUCAAAUAAAUACUUGGCAUAAGUUUGAAGGUCCAUAGUCCAAAUAUUUGAUGAGUUUCUUUAGCCGAUUUAUACCAACAAAAUCUUAAAACUACCCUGUAUUUAGAUACAUGCCAUAUUGAUCACCAAUCGACAUGUCAACCUGUCCCGGAAGUGUUACACAGGAUAUUAAUAAGUCAAUGUGAAAAUAUGAAGAUAAAAAGUAUCUUUUAAACAAUAAAACCUCUCAAAUCUUGAUUUGAAAGGCUUUUAAAAACGCUAAUCCGUUCGGAACCAACAAAUUCGAGGGGUGAUAUUUAAGCUUGCGCAAGGCAAAGUUUGAAGACCCAUAUCUUCACAAUCACGCAAUUAAUAAAAAAUCUUUUAAGAACUACAUAUAUCAAUUUCAUGGCAAAAAAAAGCUGCUUGCAGCAAAGCUCUGAAGUGACCCCAUAUGUUUGUUUACAAAUUUCACAUGACGACACAUUUUACGCAUUCUAAUUGGCUUAGGGCAAAAAUGUAAACAAAAAGCGCUGAUUGGUUGAGAACGAAAUUCCCCCUUGUUGUUAAGGUGUAGAUUUCUCUUGAAAGAUGUGGAUGAAGCAGAAGAGAGACGGUCAAAGAAAAGAAAACAAGAAAAUCUGAAAAUCGGUUGAAAACAAGAUCUAGUAAAGCAAUUGUUAAACUAGUGCGUCUGAUGGUCGCAGAACGAACUGCAAACCUUUGAGAUGAAGAUCUGAUCUCCCCUGACCUGUUUAAUAUUUCAACAGAAGAAUUGGAAAAAUCUGACAAAACACAGUUAAAGCCACGAUUUUAUUUACAAGGACUUAAAGAAAUGAUUGAACAAGAAAUGUUUCAAGACAGUUCAAAGGCAUGUGAGAUCAAAGACAAUUUGAAAAAGAUAUCAUCGACGACUGCAGAAAAUAACAAAAAAAGAAAGAAAGAACACAGAAAAAUGUAG